CCCAGUAGGCCGGCUGAUCUCUCUUCUCUUCUUUUCAUGACUGCCUAGCACUGCAUAUAAGCAGGGUUACUCACAGCUCACUCACAGGGUACGCGAGAGAGGCGUGGCCCCGGCAUCACACACAGCAGUCCGGCACCGGAGAAGCAAGGUCACACUCAUCCACCCCGGUACAAAAGGCGGGCUACCCCUUUUCACCAAGCAGAGAGUCGUCCGCGUCAGCUAUUAAGCAAAGUGGAAGGACAAAACAAAACCGCGUCAAACAUGUCUCCUCACGCCGUUGACGAGUCAGGGGAAGGACAAAAAACUGCGUCAAACAUGCCUCCGCACGCCGUUGACGAGAAGCCCCCCACCGCGGGACGGAACUGGAUCAUGGGGACGGAGGCGUUCCAGCGGAGGAUGCCUCACCACGACGGCAUCAAGGCCCUGUGGGAGACCAAGUGGAAGUUCCCCUGCACCCUCGGCGUCUACCCGUUUCACGAUGGCAAGUACGAGGAUUUUGAGCCCAUCUUCAACUACCUGAUCGAAAACAACAUCAACGACGGCACCUCCACAUCCUACACCGACGCCUUCCUCCCGGCCGCCUCCUCGCUCGCCUCCCGCGGCGACGCCGCCCUCGCCGACGGCCGCCCCCGCGACGCCUCGGCCCUGUACCUGCGCGCCUGCGCCGUCUACCGCAUCGCGCGCUUCCCCUACGUGGCGGACCUCCCGCAGGGUAACGGCGGCGGCGGUGUCACGUGCGAGGCCAAGUGGGCGGCCUGGACGGCGCAGAAGGAGGUGUACAUGCGCGCCGCCGCGACGUGGGAGGCUCCCGUCGAGGAGGUGCUGGUGCCGUAUGGUGCGGGGAGGGAGGGGAGGGGGAUACCGGUUUAUGUGCGCGUGCCUCCUGCUGUUGAUGCGGCUGGGCCGGAGGGGUCGGAGAAGGAGAAGAAGAAGUGUCCUGUCGUGGUGCUGAUGACGGGGCUGGAUGGGUAUCGGCCUGAUAAUACGGUGCGGUGCGAUGAGUUCCUGGCCCGCGGGUGGGGGUCUGUCGUGGUGGAGAUUCCGGGGACGGCGGACUGUCCUGCUGAUCCGGCGGAUCCGGCGGCGCCGGAGGGGAUGUGGGAUAGUCUGCUUGAGUGGAUGGGCGGGGAUGGAAGGUUCGAUAUGGCGAGGGUGAUGGUCUGGGGGUUGAGCUCCGGGGGUUACUAUGCUGUUCGCAUCGCGCACACGCAUGCGGAUAGGAUCGUGGGGUCGAUUGCGCAGGGGGCCGGGUGCCAUUACUUCUUUGACCGGGAGUGGUUGGAGACGGUGGACGGGCAUGAGUAUCCAUUCCAGUUGACGCCCGCCAUGGCGCUGAAGCACGGAUACGCCUCCGUCGAGGAGUACAAGAAGGGAGCGCAGAAGAAGUUCUCCUUGCUGGAGAACGGGAUCAUCCAGAAGCCGUCCACCAGGCUCCUUCUCAUCAACGGCACACUUGACGGACUUAUGCCGAUUGAGGACUCGAUGAUGCUAUUUGAAUACGGGACACCGAAAGAGGCCAGGUUCUUCUCCGGGGCCCUUCACAUGGGCUAUCCCAUGGCAAACGGAUCAGUGUAUCCCUGGAUGGAGAGUGUGAUGGCCUCGGUCCGACCUGCCUGAGGGGUGUCGGGAGACGAACCUCGGUGUAGAUUUUGAUGUUAGGGGUAGCUCUAGCAAGGCCAGAACAUGGAUCACUUGGAGGCGGAAGAAAAGGGGGGGGGAGG
Molecule: messenger RNA, 1721 nt
Organism: Phialemonium atrogriseum
Lineage: Eukaryota; Fungi; Ascomycota; Sordariomycetes; Cephalothecales; Cephalothecaceae
Product: esterase FrsA
Exons: 5
Coding region: 262-1617 (451 amino acids)
Source: RefSeq, a predicted model, not a curated record